Molecule: messenger RNA, 401 nt
Organism: Racocetra persica
Lineage: Eukaryota; Fungi; Glomeromycota; Glomeromycetes; Diversisporales; Gigasporaceae
Source: the annotation of a GenBank genome assembly
CCUGGGGUGGAUGGUCACGUGCUGCAUUUAAUGGCUGGAAACAGAUAUAUUCAUUAAUGAUUCCUGGUACCUUAAUGGUCUGUUCAGAGCUGUGGGCAGCUGAAUUUGUAUCUCUUCUUACUGGAUAUCUUGGUGAACUUCCACUUGCAUCCCAGGGUAUAUUAGCUGUUUUAGUAUGUCUUUUAUAUCAAUUACCAUUUGGACUUUCUAUGUCAGCAUCAAAUCGUAUUGGAAAUUUAUUGGGUGCUGGUUUAUUAGAAAGGGCUAAAAUGGCUUCAAAACUUUCUAUGCAAGUCGCAUUUAUUCUUGCUUUAUUUGAAGCAACCAUAUUGAUGAUUUUCAAGGAUUCUUUGGGAUAUGUAUUCAUCCUUAAUGAUGAUGUAGUCAAAUAUACUUCUUAC